ACAGAUGGCACCAGUCGUCAACUAGCACUUCCCCAAUUAGGACCAACCAAAAUAUUUAGCAAAAAUGAAAUCGUUCAUCGUAUUCGCCCUGAUCGUCGCGGCCGUCGCCGCUGCCCCCCAACGCGGUCCUGACGCUGACGCUCAGGUCCUCAGAUACGACGCUGAAAACAUCGGCGUCGAUGGCUACAAAUAUUCUUACGAGACAUCCAACGGCAUCAAGUCAGAAGAGCAGGCGCAACUGAACAACGCCGGUACUGACAACGAGGCCAUCUCCGUCCGAGGUUCCUACUCUUACACUGGUCCCGAUGGAGUCGUCUACACUGUUGUAUACAUCGCUGAUGAGAACGGUUUCCAACCCCAGGGUGCCCACCUUCCCCAAGUAGCUUAAAUUACCCAAUGAUCUGAUUCUAGUCCUGUUAUGAAUAAAAAAGUAGCUUGUUUGUUUUAAUUUUA
Molecule: messenger RNA, 453 nt
Organism: Leguminivora glycinivorella
Lineage: Eukaryota; Metazoa; Arthropoda; Insecta; Lepidoptera; Tortricidae
Product: cuticle protein CP14.6-like
Exons: 3
Coding region: 65-388 (107 amino acids)
Cellular component (GO): chitin-based extracellular matrix
Molecular function (GO): structural constituent of chitin-based larval cuticle
Source: RefSeq, a predicted model, not a curated record